This is a messenger RNA of Cuculus canorus (common cuckoo), 2135 nucleotides long. Its product is annotated as dnaJ homolog subfamily A member 1. The record is from RefSeq and is a predicted model, not a curated record. Gene Ontology annotation, cellular component: cytosol; cytoplasm. Gene Ontology annotation, biological process: response to heat; protein refolding. NCBI's taxonomy places the organism in Eukaryota, Metazoa, Chordata, Aves, Cuculiformes, Cuculidae. Gene Ontology annotation, molecular function: ATP binding; Hsp70 protein binding. The transcript has 8 exons. Bases 87 to 1313 code for a protein of 408 amino acids.
GCCAAUGGGCCCCGCGGGGGGCGUGGCCUCGGCUUCCAGAGAGUUCGGAGAGCGGAGCGGAGAGGCGCACGUCGGAAGCGAAGAAGAUGGUGAAGGAGACGGGCUACUACGACCUCCUGGGCGUGCGGCCGGGAGCCAGUCUGGAUGAGAUCAAACGGGCCUAUCGGCGCUUGGCCCUGCGCUACCACCCUGACAAGAACCCCAGUGAGGGCGAACGGUUCAAACAGAUCUCCCAAGCCUACGAGGUGCUGUCGGACACCCACAAACGGGCGCUCUACGACCGCGGCGGCGAACGGGCCAUGAAGGAAGGCGGCCUGGGGAACCGAGGAGGAGGGAGCGGUGGCUUCGGUUCUCCUAUGGAUAUCUUCGAUCUCUUCUUCGGAGGAGGAGUACGGAUGCGCAACCGAGCAGACAGACGAGGGAAGACGGUGGUACACCAGCUCUCUGUGUCACUGGAGGACCUCUACAACGGCGCCACACGCAAACUGUCACUGCAGAAGAACAUCAUCUGUCGGAAAUGUGGAGGUUGUGGAGUGCGGGAAGGUGCCCAGAGGAGAUGUCCAAAAUGCCACGGCUCCGGCAUGGAGGUCCGAAUCCACCAGCUGGGACCCAGUAUGAUCCAGCAGAUCCAGACAGUUUGUUCCCAGUGCCAGGGCCAAGGCGAGUGGAUCCGACCUCGGGAUUGCUGCCUCACCUGCAACGGCCGCAAGGUCGUGCGGGAGAAGAAGAUACUCAACGUCCACCUGGAUAAAGGCAUGAAGGAUGGACAGAAGAUCACCUUCCAUGAGGAAGGGGACCAGGUUCCUGGCCUGGAGCCUGGGGACAUCAUCAUUGUCCUGGAUCAGAAGGAACACCCUAUUUUCCGACGCAGUGGUGAUGACCUCAUCGUCAAGAGGGAGAUCAGCUUGGCAGACGCUCUGUGCGGCUGCCGGCAGGUUAUCCGCACCCUGGACAACCGGACUCUGCUCAUCUCCUCCCAGCCAGGUGACGUUAUCCGACCUGGAGACCUGAAGUGUGUCCCCAACGAGGGGAUGCCCAUCUACAGGAGCCCCUUCCAGAAGGGAAAACUCAUCGUGCAGUUCCAGGUGAAGUUUCCCGAGCCCGGCUGGCUUCCCACCGACCGCCUGCGCCAACUCCAGGCCUUCUUCCCACCCCAGGAGGAGGUGAUGGCCACCGAGGACACGGAGGAGGUGGAGCUCAGCGACUACACGGCCCACAACGGCCCAGGUCGGCGACACUACAAUGGUGAAGCCUACCAUGAAGAUGAUUUCGAAGACGGUUCCCGCCAGCACGUCCAGUGCCAGACCUCGUAGCCAGGGUGGUUCGGAGCCGGGCUCAUCCCACGGGGCGCAAGGCAGGGCUUGGGGCCACUCGGCGAGGAAGGGGGCUCGGAGAGCCCUCGCUUUCAGGGAUGUACAUAGGUCGCCUUUCCGACAGCACUUAAACCUCCUUGGCUGCCCUGGAGCCGGGCACGGAGCUGCCUCCUCAAUUUUGGGGGUUCUUCCACCAAGGGGAUGAUUCACUCCUUGGCAAAACCCUCCCUGUGGCUCCAAAUCCCACCAGGACAGCACAGCCCUGGACGGAGGAGGAUGAAGGCAUCGCCUCCUGCCUCAGUUUUCCCAGCUGUACUUUGGUGGGAUAAAGCCUGAGGAAGAGGAGGAGGGUGAAGGCAUCACCUCCUGCCUCAGUUUCCCCAGCUGUGCUCUGGUGGGAUAAAGCCUGAGGAGGAGGAGGAUGAAGGCAUCACCUCCUGCCUCAGUUUCCCCAGCUGUACUCUGGUAGGAUAAAGCCUGAGGAGGAGGAUGAAAGCAUCAUCUCCUGCCUCAGUUUCCGCAGCGGCGCUCCAGUGGGAUAAAGCCCGAGGAGGAUGAAGGCAUCGCCUCCUGCCUCAGUUUCCCCAGCAGUGCUCCGGUGGGAUAAAGCUGAUCUGGGGAGGAUGGCAACUGCCCGGCUCAGUCCCUGGGGUUCCCGCUGCUGCCCCACAGCGCCGCUGUCGGAGCCCCCCGACAUCCCUUGCUUUCCCGUUUCUUUCCUUGCUGGAGCCUGGGGUUGGGCCUGGGAUGCGGAGGGGGUUUCUCUUUUUCUCUUUGCACAGAAGGGGGUGAGGGGCACCCGUCCUUUUAAUUUAUUUUUGA